Molecule: messenger RNA, 1908 nt
Organism: Paramecium tetraurelia
Lineage: Eukaryota; Ciliophora; Oligohymenophorea; Peniculida; Parameciidae
Exons: 5
Biological process (GO): peptidyl-serine phosphorylation; intracellular signal transduction
Molecular function (GO): ATP binding; protein serine/threonine kinase activity
Source: RefSeq, a predicted model, not a curated record
AUGAAAAAGUCCUUUGCCAAACAAAACUCACUCUCCUUUCGCUAAUCGAAGUUUUCUUAAGUUUCUCAGUCUCCAAGAAAUCGUGUUGUUGAAACCAUAUUUGAACAAGAAGAAGGAGAAAGACAGAAUCAACCAGUCAUUUCUCGGAGAAGAGAAUUCAAAAUGAACACUUCAAUAUUUAAGGUGAAUGAAGGUUGUGACAGUCCAAGAAUUUCUAAUAAACCAUAUACAGCAGGCUUCAUAAAUGAUCAUACAGAUUCCGACAGUGCGAAACAGCCAUUCUCUUAUGAUUCUGAUGUUGGAGACAAUAAAGCACCUUCCAUAAAAGAAGAACAAAGCAAUUCAUCCUUAGAGGAAGAGUCUAGCAAAUCGAAUGCAUCAAAUCCUCUCAGAAGAUAACUCAAAAUUCAAUAGAAGAAGAAACGAGUCUCUAAUUUCCACUCCCAAGACUUUCAAUAAGCCAGUACUCCAACAUCCUCUUCUUAAUAAUAAGUUUCGAUACCUAAAAAAAGUAAAUUCAGCAGCAAUGCUUCGAAUAAUAGUCCUCAACUGAUUUAGGAAUAGAUUGAUCCUGUUCACACUGACAAGGGGUAUCACUCUGAUUCCGACAUGAUCAAGACCAAUUCUUCUGUAUCAAUUGAGUAGAAGAAUGUUGGCAUUAAGGAUUUUGAAUUCAUUAAGCCUUUGGGCAAGGGAGCAUAUGGAUGGGUUUUCUAAGUGAAAAAGAAAGGGUCUGGAGAUAUGUAUGCAUUAAAGAUUAUAGAUUGUGCUUAACGAAAUUUAGAGGCUUUCUUAGAAUAAUUGUAGGCAGAGAGAAACAUUUUUGAAAUCCUUAAUAGUCAUUUUGUUGUGAAGGCAUACUUCUCAUUUGUACAUGAGCAUUACUUAUGUUUUGUCUAAGAGUAUAUGGUUGGUGGUGAUUUGGCAAGCAUUUUGAAGACAUACACAGCUUUGGAUGAAUUUUAUGUGAGACAUUAUAUGGCUGAAAUAGUAUUGGCUUUGGAAUAUCUGAGGAAUUAAAAUAUAGUACAUAGAGAUUUAAAACCAGAAAACAUUCUAUUGGAUUCUUAAGGACAUGCCAAAUUGGCUGACUUUGGAUUAUCUGAGAAGGGUUUGAAUAGCAGAUUAAAAAUGAAAAGAGAGGGUUAAGUGUUGCCAGACUGUAUCUCUUAAUAGGUUAAUGAUUCAUCGGAAUUUUAUGAACACAUCAAAAAGGCAGAAUCCAUUUUCAUUGAAUCUAAGAACAGUAGUAAUAAAAAGAUUAUUGGUACUCCUGAUUAUAUUGCACCUGAAAUUAUCCAAGGUGUGUCAGUAACUAAUUAUUCAGCAGAUUAUUGGAGUUUGGGUGUUAUCAUGUAUGAAAUGUUAUGUGGAGUGGCACCUUUUAAUGAUGACACUGUGGAGAAGAUAUUCGAGAAUAUUCUUAAUUUAAGAAUUGAAUGGCCCAAAUUAGGAGAUGAUGGAGAGGAAUGCAUUUCCUAUGACUCCUAUGAUCUCCUUACUCGUCUAUUAGAAUAAGAUUACAAGAAGAGAAUUGGGCAUGUCUCUAUUGAUGAAAUCAAGUAGCACAAGUUCUUUAAAGGUAUUGAAUGGAAUACAUUACUUAAUAAGCCUGGUGUUAUUAUACCUGAUUUGGAUCAAUCUUCAAGGGACACUGAAAAAAUGGAACAAUUCUUAGUUAAACUAACCAAACCAACCAAGGAUUAGGAACAUAAGAAAUUAACUCAGCAGCUCAAGAAUCAACUUUAGAAUUUAGAACGCAUAGAUCUAUUGAAACAAAGAAGUGUGCUGGAGGCAGAGGAAUAUAUAUAGACGAUAGAAAGAGAAUAAAGUUAUAUACAAAAAUAGAUUGAUUAACUUACUUAAUUUACUGCAAAGCUAUAUUCUUCACAUAUGAAAUAUAAAUGA